Clunio marinus is the source of this 357-nucleotide messenger RNA. NCBI's taxonomy places the organism in Eukaryota, Metazoa, Arthropoda, Insecta, Diptera, Chironomidae. The record is from the annotation of a GenBank genome assembly.
AUGUUAAAUAGAAGGGAAGGAACAAUUCGAGGAAGAAAUCUCGUUGCAAGCAAAGAUGAAUUGAGGUUUGAAAAAGGUUUCGAAGCGGUUUCUAAAUUUAAACAAGCUACACAACUCGGCUGGAAAUUGCCAUCGAAGAAUGUCGCUCCAACAAUGUUUCUCGUACAUCAAUGUACAGUUUUAAAACCAGGCGCUCAUAAGAGAAGAGAGUGUGAAGAAUUAGUAAACAUCGAAGCAAAAACAAAAUCGAAUAAGAGGGAAAGAAAAUGUUUUUCUCUGCGUUUAAUGUCUGAAGGUGCUGUUAUGAAAAAAAUGAAGCAAGACAGUCAAAACGUGCGAAUUGAACGGCCACUAUGA